Molecule: messenger RNA, 4610 nt
Organism: Xiphophorus couchianus (Monterrey platyfish)
Lineage: Eukaryota; Metazoa; Chordata; Actinopteri; Cyprinodontiformes; Poeciliidae
Gene: sec24a
Product: SEC24 homolog A, COPII coat complex component
Exons: 24
Coding region: 315-3635 (1106 amino acids)
Biological process (GO): intracellular protein transport; endoplasmic reticulum to Golgi vesicle-mediated transport; COPII-coated vesicle cargo loading
Cellular component (GO): COPII vesicle coat; endoplasmic reticulum exit site
Molecular function (GO): SNARE binding; zinc ion binding
Source: RefSeq, a predicted model, not a curated record
CCUGCUGGGUGAUCCCAACUUCCGGUGAAAGGGGAGAAGAUUUACUCUGAGCAGGCCCGUCGUUGACCAACCUGUGGGUUGUCGAACCGGGUCUUGAGGUACUAAUCAUGGUUUAGUGACAGUGAAACGAUCGCCCAAUCAACACCUGUAAAGUAAGCAGAUUAUUUCCGCCUCGGACUUUGCUCCUUACUGUGAGCUUUCACCGUCACAGCCACAGGUUUGAGCGUUUAUCCCGCGACGGUCAGAGCUAGCCAGCUAGCUUUCAGAGCAGUCAUCCGAGAACCUCUAAAUUAGAUUCUGGUGUCCGUUUCAACAUGUCAACCGCCGGGUUCAACUCCCAGAACGGGACUGGGACGGGACAGACGUACACGAACGGUCCGUCACAGAAUCCCGUUGCUCUGCAGCAGCCGCCGGGGGUCGGCUACGGCAUGAAUCACCAGCCGGCCUACAACCCGAUGCAGGCCAAAGUAUUGGGCCCCCCCAGCCCCGCUCUGUACGCUUCUGGGCCGUACCAGCCGGUUCCGCCCGGCCCGCAGUUAGGGUCCUACCCUCCGCCGCCGGCCCAGCCUCUGCUGACCCGGCCGCAGAUCGGCGUUCUCCCGUCCCACACCCCCCCUCAGUCCGCCAGUCCGGGCCCAGGGCCCCGACAGGCUCAGGCCACGCCCCCAGCUCAGGCCACGCCUCCUCCUCCUGCUGUCACCUCCACCAGCUACUACACCGGCCCUCCAGCGUGGCAGUACGCUGCUCCCUGGGGCCCCGCGCCCAAUCAUGUGAAUCCAGCUGCUGCUGCGCCGCCCCACAUGUCCCACGGCUCCGCCCAGCUGCCGGGCCCAGGAGCCCCGCCCACCUCCAUACACGGAUACCCUCAGCCAGGCACCGCUCCUCCACCGAUGAACCCUCCGCCUCCCCACACAUACCAGCCCAACAGGCCUGCCUACGGUCCUCCACCCACAGCGCCCCCUGCUGGGCCCCCAGGAGCCACUGGCACACCUCCACCUCCCAAAGUUGAUGCUCAGUGCUGGAGGGCAGCCAGCAGCGCCCGGCCCCCCACUGAGCCCGACACCCAGGAAGGAGAUGUUGAAUGUCCAGGAGAUGUUGCAGGAAACGGCCCACAGGCACCAAACAGCUACAAUCACGUUGACAACAGAAUGGCUGGUGCAGCUCAGCCCGGGCCGCCUGGUCGGCAUUUGGGCCACUACCCGUCCCUGCCCCCCGGGUACCAGAACACCUUGGCUCCGCCUCCCUCCUCCCUUCACCCGGCGCUCCAAGCCGCCACGCUGCCGUACACUCAGGGACCUCAGCCGUACCAACAGCAGCCUGGCGGUCCCGGUCCGGACCAGCUGAGCCCGUCGAUGGCGGCCAUGAGCCUCCAGUCCGGCACGCCGGAGGCUCUGAGAGUGGUCAACCUGCUGCAGGAGAGGAACCUGCUGCCGCCAGCGCCGGUCCCCGCCCCGACGCCCUGCCUCACCCAGGACCUGCAGAAGCUCAACUGCAGCCCAGAGGUUUUCCGUUGCACGCUGACCAGCAUCCCUCAGACCCAGUCUCUGCUGAAUAAAGCCAAGCUGCCGCUGGGCCUGCUGCUGCACCCCUUCAAAGACCUCUCGCAGCUUCCUGUGGUGACGUCCAGCACCAUAGUGCGGUGUCGGUCCUGCAGAACCUACAUCAACCCGUUUGUUUCCUUUCUGGACCAGAGGAGAUGGAAAUGCAACUUGUGCUAUCGAGUAAAUGAUGUCCCAGAAGAGUUUAUGUAUAACCCGGUCAGCAGAUCAUACGGCGAACCGCACAAAAGACCAGAAGUCCAGAAUGCCACUAUUGAGUUCAUCGCUCCUUCAGAAUACAUGCUGCGGCCGCCGCAGCCGGCCGUCUACCUGUUCGUCCUGGACGUGUCCCACAACGCCGUGGAGACGGGUUACCUGAGCGUCUUCUGCCAGUCGCUGCUGGACAACAUCAAAGCGCUUCCCGGAGACUCGCGGACCAAAGUGGGCUUCAUCACCUUCGACAGCACCAUCCACUUCUACAACCUGCAGGAGGGGCUUUCCCAGCCGCAGAUGCUCAUCGUCUCCGACAUCGAAGAUAUCUUUCUACCAACACCAGACAGCCUUCUAGUAAACCUUAACGAAUGCAAGGAGCUUGUGCAGGAUCUGCUGAAGAGUCUGCCAAACUUAUUCGAGAAGACGAUGGAGACGCAGUCUGCUCUGGGCUCGGCUCUGCAGGCCGCCUUCAAGCUGCUGUCUCCCACCGGAGGGCGGAUGUCCGUCUUUCAGACGCAGCUGCCCAACCUGGGCGUGGGGGCGCUGCAGUCCAGAGAGGACCCCAACCAGAGAGCGUCUGCCAAGGAUGUCCAGCACUUAUCCCCAGCAACAGAUUUCUACAAGAAGCUGGCCCUGGACUGCUCCGGCCAGCAGGUGGCAGUGGACCUGUUUCUGCUCAGCGCUCAGUACUGCGACCUGGCGUCGCUUGGUUGCAUAUCCAGAUUCUCGGCAGGGAGCGUUUAUUACUACCCCUCCUAUCACCAUCAGCACAACCCGGCUCAGGUGGAGCGCUUCCAGAGGGAUCUGAAGAGAUACUUAACGCGAAAAAUCGGCUUUGAGGCCGUCAUGAGAAUACGAUGCACCAAAGGAUUGUCCAUCCACACGUUCCACGGAAACUUCUUUGUGCGUUCCACGGACCUGCUGUCCCUCCCCAACGUCAACCCGGACGCCGGCUUCGCCGUCCAGAUGUCCAUCGAGGAAAACCUGGACGACAUGCAGGUCGUCUCCUUCCAGGCUGCUCUGCUUUACACCUCCAGCAAAGGAGAGAGGAGGAUUCGGGUUCACACCAUGUGCCUCCCGGUGGUCAGUUCUCUGUCGGAUGUGUUUGCUGGAGCCGACGUUCAGGCCGUCACUGGGCUGCUGGCCUGCAUGGCUGUGGAUCGCUCUGUGACGUCCAGCCUGAGCGACGCCAGAGACGCCAUGACCAACGCCGCCAUCGACUCGCUGUCGUCGUACCGGCAGUCUGCGCUGACCAUCCAGCAGCCCGGCCUGCUGGCGCCGGCCUGCCUGCGCCUCUUCCCGCUCUACAUCCUGGCUCUGCUCAAACAGAAAGCCUUCAGAACCGGAACCAGCACCCGGCUGGAUGAGCGAGUGUUCGCCAUGUACCAGCUGAAGUACCAGCCGCUGGCGUUCGCCAUGCUGAUAAUCCACCCGGCUCUGUACCGCCUGGACGACCUGAGCGACGAGGGAGCGCUGAACAUCAACGAGCGGACCAUCCCCCAGCCCAGAGUCCUGCAGCUGUCGGUGGAGAAGCUCAGCAGGGAGGGAGCGUUCCUCAUGGACGCUGGGCUGGUGAUGUAUCUUUGGAUCGGACGAAACUGCCACCAAAACUUCCUCUCUCAAGUCCUGGGAGUUUCCAGCUACGCUGCCGUUCCAGAGAAGCUGUGUCUCCUUCCAGAGCUGGACACUGCAGAGUCCCAGAGAACCAGAGCGUUGGUCAGCUGGCUCAGGGACCAGCGGCCGUUCUUCCCCUCCCUCCACAUCAUCAGGGACGAGAGCCAGCUGAAGCCUCACUUCAUGCAGAACAUGAUCGAAGACCGGACGGAGUCGGCUCUGUCCUACUACGAGUUCCUGCUCCACCUGCAGCAGCAGAUCUCCAAAUAACCAGCAGUGCAUCGGGGAGAGGACGUUCGCCGUGUGUAUGCGUGUGUGUGUUAGGAUGUCUGUGUGUGUGUGGGGCAGAAAGAUGCAGCGCUCUACACACCCUCCAGCUGCGAUCCGUCAUCACCUAGAAAAUCCUGAGCGGACCGUCGGAUCAGAAUCUGUGACGGACGGAGGAACUGGACUCUGUCAUUUCUGUGUCCGGCUGAGUCGGCCAUGUUGAUCAUAAUGGCGUUUAUCGGAUGAAUCAGUGUUUCUUUUCCUCAGAACAAUGCUGUCAGACCGAGGUGUCGAUCAGAUGUAGGACUGGCGCUCUCUAGUGUUUCUGUUCCAAAAGCACAUUUUGUCUUCACUAACAAAUCAAACUCGUCUUCAUGAGUUCAUCUGCUUAGUGGGUUUAUGAGGCGGCUGAGCUUCGGCCAUCUUAACGUACCUGAAGGAGAGAGUGUUUCUUUUUCCCUUUUUUAGUCAUUAUAAUUGUUGAACAAAGCAUAGACUCUAAACCUGGAGGCCGAUGAAACGGCCGUCUCUGCUGCCUGGAAUGUGUCGACUCGGCGGCGGGGAAAAGGUCCAGUCGGUCAGACCUGUCCUCCAGAAACUCGUCCGCCAUCUUUUCUCUCUGGACUUUUCAGAACACCUCAGACGGCUUCGCUGUUCUGUUUUUCUUUAUUUUCUGACUUCUGUUAAUUUAUGAGACUCCCAAUCUGAUUAAAUUCUAUAAUUGCCUUGUAUGGGAACUCACUUUUUAUUAUUAAACCUCUGUUUAAAUACUGACUCUAUAUAUGAAAUAUUUUAAUAUAAUAGGAUAUGGGAAAUCUUUAACACAGGCGUGACGAAGCCAUUCUGAUCUUUUAAUCCUGCUUAUUGAUACUUGUAUAUUGAACAGACUGCAUUAUGUAAAGGAGAAGAAAUGCUGAUGAUUUUAGUAUAAAUAAGUUGAAAUGGAUGCUAAGAAAAUAAACAGUUUGGGACUUUUUA